GCCUCCCCUGCCUUCACUAUCCAGCAUCUCCCUCCCUUCUUCCCCUGCCUCUCAUCCUAUCCAAGAAACCCGAAAAUUCCAGACCUAGGAGCGCGCAGCAGCAGCCAUUAGCGCACACUAGCUAACCGAAGGCUGCAGGCAUGGCCGCCCCCGCCGCAACCUCCCUGCUGAGCACGCUGCUCCAGCUGCCCCUGCCCCUGUUCUCGGGGAGGAGCUCGCCGCCGUCGGUGGUGCACGUGGCCCGGCGGGCGCCGACGGCGGUGUUGGCCGCGAAGGGGUACAAUGUGCAGAUCCUCGUGGACGAGAACGAGGGGGAGGAGUCCAUCUUCCGGCGGUUCCGGCGGGAGGUGAUGCGCGCCGGCGUGCUGCAGGAGAUCAAGCGCCGCCGGAGGUACGAGAGCAAGAAGGACGAGAAGAAGCGCAAGGCUCGCGAGGCCGGCCGCCGCAACCGCCGCAGGCGUAUGAUGGAUGAGCCAAGGUUCCCAGAAGAAGAUGCAGGGGCAGCCGCUAGGGCUAGGGACGAGGACAAUGACAACUGGGAGGUUGACGGUAUCCUGUGAGACACUAGAAUUCUUAAGUUUAUAACUGUCCGAAUGUAGAAGUUUAAACGAUUUGAGUUCUUUUAUGGCCUGCAAAGCGCAAACUAUAUGAGUUUUGGCAGUGUUCCUUUCCGCUUCGAUUGUACAAUUGCAAUGUAUUAAUAAAUUUUAGCUAAUGCAAUAUCCUUUCCUUUCA
Molecule: messenger RNA, 735 nt
Organism: Phragmites australis (common reed)
Lineage: Eukaryota; Viridiplantae; Streptophyta; Magnoliopsida; Poales; Poaceae
Product: small ribosomal subunit protein bS21c-like
Exons: 2
Coding region: 141-560 (139 amino acids)
Biological process (GO): translation
Cellular component (GO): ribosome
Molecular function (GO): structural constituent of ribosome
Source: RefSeq, a predicted model, not a curated record